AUGCCGGAAACGGAAGUAGAAGGCGACUGCGGCCAAAACAACCGCCCGGGCUCCCUUUCUGGCGGCCCCUUCCUCACCCCCUUCUUGCGGACGAUCGCCGGUUGCAGAUGCGCAGCAGCUUCCUGCCUCCUUGGACUCCGGCAGAGACGCAGCCUUCCCUCGAGCCGAGCUCGUUCUGGCCCAGGCGGGCCCGGCCUGCUCUUGGCGGGCAGUGGGGAGUCCCCGCCCCCCCCGCGCCCCCCCCUGAGCGGCGCGAUGCUCUUCUCUCUGCGGGAGUUGGUGCAGUGGCUGGGCUUCGCGCCCUUCGAGCUGCUCCUGCAGGCUCUGGCGCUGCUGGCGGCGUCGGUGCUGCUCGUGCUGAAGGUGGACGGGGUGGCGACCGGGCUGAGCUGGUGGGGGGUCUUCGCCCCUUUCUUCGCCGCCGACGGACUGAGCACCUACUUCACCACCAUUGUCUCGGUGCGCCUCUUCCAGGAUGGGGAGAAGCGCCUGGCUGUGUUGCGCCUCUUCUGGAUCCUCACUUUGCUCAGCCUUAAGUUUGUCUUUGAGAUGCUCCUCUGCCAGAAGCUCGGGGAGCAGAGCCAUGAGUUGUGGUACGGACUGAUCAUGGCACCCGUCUUCAUCCUCCUCCAGCUUCUCAUGAUCCGGGCCUGCAGGGUCAACUAGAUGCUAUCCUGCAUCCCUCUGGUGCUGC
Euleptes europaea (tarantolino) is the source of this 694-nucleotide messenger RNA. It is a transcript of the gene TMEM203, whose product is annotated as transmembrane protein 203. The transcript is spliced from 2 exons. Gene Ontology annotation, cellular component: endoplasmic reticulum. NCBI's taxonomy places the organism in Eukaryota, Metazoa, Chordata, Lepidosauria, Squamata, Sphaerodactylidae. Gene Ontology annotation, biological process: intracellular calcium ion homeostasis. The coding region runs from base 1 to 666 and encodes 221 amino acids. The record is from RefSeq and is a predicted model, not a curated record.